AUGCGGCAAUCCUCCGUCGAUGCCAACGCCAACGAGGCGUUGGCGAGAAUGGGUUACAAGAGUGAACUGCCUCGAAAUCUGAGCAUGUUGAGUGUCCUCGGACUUUCUUUCGCAAUCAUGGCCGCCCCGUAUGGUCUAAGCACCACGCUGUACAUUACCCUCACCGACGGCCAGUCCGUCAGCGUUAUCUGGGGCUGGGUGCUGGUCACUCUGAUCUCCCUCGCGAUCGCCGCCUCUCUGGCUGAGAUCUGCGCCGUGUAUCCGACGGCCGGCGGCGUUUACUACUGGAGCGCCAUGCUCUCGUCCAAGGAAUGGGCGCCCAUGAUGUCCUUUAUCGAUGGCUGGUUGACGCUCGUUGGUAAUUGGACCGUCACGCUGAGUAUCACGUUUGGCGGCGCCCAACUGAUCCUCAGCGCCAUCUCCCUGUGGGACGAGACGUUUGUGGCCAAUGCUUGGCAGACCGUGUUGAUGUUCUGGGCGGUGAUUCUCUUCUGCGCGCUGGUCAAUAUCUUCUUUUCCAAGUGGCUGGAUUUGAUCAAUAAGGUUUGUAUUUUCUGGACGGCGGCUAGCGUCAUCAUCAUUCUGGUGACGCUGCUGGUCAUGGCCGGCGAUCGCCGAGACGCCGCGUUCGUGUUUGGUCAUUACGAUGCUUCGGCCAGUGGGUGGCCGUCCGGAUGGGCCUUCUUCGUCGGCUUGUUACAGGCUGCCUAUACUCUGACCGGGUACGGUAUGGUGGCGGCCAUGUGCGAGGAGGUGCAGAAUCCCCAUCGCGAGGUCCCUAAAGCCAUUGUGCUGUCCGUGUUUGCCGCCGGCGUUACCGGUGUCAUCUACUUGAUUCCCAUCCUGUUUGUCCUGCCCGAUGUCAAGAUGCUCCUCAAUGUCGCUAGCGGCCAGCCGGUCGGAAUGAUAUUCAAGAUAGCGACGGGGUCCACCGGCGGAGGCUUCGGUCUGCUGUUUCUCGUUCUGGGAAUUAUGAUAUUUGCCGGCAUCGGCGCCUUGACAGCCGCCAGCCGGUGCACCUACGCCUUUGCUCGCGAUGGGGCCAUUCCCGGAUUCCGCCUCUGGCGAAGGGUGAACAAGCGUCUGGACGUACCGAUUUGGGCCAUCAUUCUCUCGGCGGCGGUCGACUGCCUGCUCGGAUUGAUCUACUUUGGUUCAACCGCCGCCUUCAACUCGUUCACGGGCGUAGCGACCAUCUGUCUGUCGACCUCGUACGGCCUGCCCAUCUUCAUCUCGGUGCUUCGCGGGCGCGAGGCCAUCAAGGAAUCGACCUUCUCACUAGGCCGGUUCGGGUACGCCAUCAACAUCCUGACGAUCUGCUGGAUCCUGCUGGCCGUGGUCCUCUUCUGCAUGCCGGUCUCGCUGCCGGUGGACGCCGAGUCGAUGAACUACGCCAGCGUGGUGUUCGCGGGGUUCGCGGCCAUCAGCAUUGGCUGGUACGUGGUGUAUGCGCGGAAGCACUUCACGGGGCCGCCAGUCAGCGGCGAGCAGAUGGCGGAGCUGUCACAGGUGAUGAGCGGGAAGGUGGUGGUGGACGUAGAGAAUGGUGAUGAAAACGAGAUGGAAAUGAAGAUGAAGAAGUGA
Molecule: messenger RNA, 1584 nt
Organism: Aspergillus melleus
Lineage: Eukaryota; Fungi; Ascomycota; Eurotiomycetes; Eurotiales; Aspergillaceae
Product: putative GABA permease
Exons: 3
Coding region: 1-1584 (527 amino acids)
Biological process (GO): transmembrane transport
Cellular component (GO): membrane
Molecular function (GO): transmembrane transporter activity
Source: RefSeq, a predicted model, not a curated record